This is a messenger RNA of Python bivittatus (Burmese python), 2731 nucleotides long. It is a transcript of the gene SCLT1, whose product is annotated as sodium channel and clathrin linker 1. The record is from RefSeq and is a predicted model, not a curated record. Lineage: Eukaryota; Metazoa; Chordata; Lepidosauria; Squamata; Pythonidae. Gene Ontology annotation, biological process: cilium assembly; clustering of voltage-gated sodium channels. Gene Ontology annotation, cellular component: centriole.
CACCCAAGUCGGUCGUUGAGACGUCCGCGGUGUUGUCGCAAGGGAUCCAGCGGCGCGCGUCGGCCUCGUGGGGGAAGGACGGUGAUUGGAGGGGAGGAGGUGACGUUGCUACGGUGAAGCCCGGCGCUGCUGCCAGAUUUGUUGGAGGGUUCCUUCCUCUGCCCAGCUAAUGGGCUUUGACAAUCUGCCGUCCACUCGGGAAGUUUCUUCUUUUCCUUUCCGUCUCCCUUUCUGAGGAUUAGGUCAGGGUAAGCCGUCAAGGCAGGCGACGCCCUGUGCAGCAAACAGGAUACACCGUCUUUUCAUAAAUGCAUUCUUAUGUAGUUAGAACUUUCUGCCACGUAACCCCAUUCAUGAUGUGUAGGUUUACGUUAGAGCAAACAGUUCCGAGGAAAAAAUAGCUGCUUCUAGGUAGAAUUACAGCCCAAAGCUCUGCAUCUACUCUCCCCACUGGAAUUCAGCUGGAAUUACUUCCAGAUUUUUGUGUUUCUCUUUCUGAAAAGCAAAUCAGCCUGCUGGAAACUUUAUAUGAAAUUCCACUAAAAUUAUAAAAUGGCAACAGAUAUCAAAAAUAAUGCCUUUGAAGACCCUGCUAUAAUGGAGCCCAUCCUGAUAGACCAAAGCUCAUUACCUCCUAUAGUUGCUGAAUAUGAUAGACAUCUUGGGGAAAUGAAUGAACAACUAAAAUACUGUCAGGUGCAGAUGAAGGAAAUGAGGCUAAAACUUGAACAAGUUGUUAAGGAAAAUGAAAGAUUGCAUGAAGAAUUAAAAGAGGCAAUUGAAAAGCAGUUGGAAGCUCUGCCAUCUGGCUCUGUUUCAAAGGAUGCUACAUUUAUGGAUGAAAACCUAAUAAGAAACCUUCAAGAGCAGUUACAACUAGCAAAUAAAGAAAAGGAACACGUCCUAGAACUUUGGCAGAUGGUAUCACAGGAAUUGGAGCGACUUCAGCAAAUAUACCAGGAACACAUGACAGAAGCACAAAUUCAUAUUGCGGAAAGGCAGAAGCAAAAAGAUCAAUUGACAAGCUUUCAACAGUUAACAAAACAACUGCAUUUAGCCAAUGAAAAAACUGAAUCAAUUAAUCAGGUAUUUCUGAAAACUGUAAUGGAACAAAAUGUAGAGCUGGAACAGCUGCGCAAGCAACAAAGACAAUCCAAAUUGGACUUGAGAACAACUGUUGCAAAAGCUGAUGAAAUGAUAAGACUCAUUGAGGAUCUUCGCAACCAAUUAAACAGAAAGGAAGAAGAGGUCCUAGCUGCUCAGGAAAAAGAGGAGGUAUCAGAUAAACGCUUGCAAGAAUUGCAAUCAAGCAUAAAACAGCUGGAGACAAGACUUUGUGUAGCUACACAAGAUUCUAAACAGCUAAGAUCAGAAAGAACAAACCUUGAAAAAAAAAUUCAGGAGCUGCAAGCAAAGUGUGUGAAUAUAGAAGAAGAGAAGUAUGAUGCUGUAGCAAAGGUCCGAGACAGCAUGCAACUCAUAGAAGAAGCUAAUCUUCAGAAGAGUCAGGCAAUGCUAUCAGAGAAACAAAAAGAAGAGGAAAUUGAAAAUAUGAAGCAAGCAGUUUCUCAGCUGCUUCAAGAUGCUGCUUCAAGAACAAGGAAGGAAGUAGAAAAUGAGAGGAAACGAUACAAUAUUCAAAUUUCUCGAUUAACAGAAGAACUUACUGCACUUCAGAUGGAAUGUGGAGAAAAGCAAAGCCAAAUAGAGCGGGCUGUUAGAGAAAAGCGAGCAGUUGAAGAAGAACUAGAGAAGAUAUACCGUGAAGGUAGAGGAAAUGAAGCUGAUUAUAGAAAACUAGAAGAGCUCUAUCAGAGGUGUCUGAAUGCCGAACGUACAAAAGAUGAUCUUCAGCUUAGUUUGCAAACAGCACAAAACAAAAUUAAGCAACUAGAACUGAAGUAUGAAGAAGAGAGAGGCCGUUGCCAAGAAAAUAUAUGCAAACUGCAAAGUAUUCUGGACUCUGAAAGGGAGAAAUGUGGAGCUAUCAGCGAAGAGCGCUUACAGCUCCAACAAGAGAAUGAACAGCUUCAAAAAGAAAUGGAAAACUUGAAAAAGCUCACAAUGGAGGCACAACAUACUGCAAAAUUAAAGAUAAGUACAAUGGAAAAUGAACAUUUAUUAAAAGAACACGGGUUUGAAGCUCGACUGAAAGAGAUGGAAGAUGUAAAUCAAAAUGCAGUCACUGAGCUUAGACGCCUGUUGAUGGCUCAACAAAAAGCAACUAAUCGCUGGAAGGAGGAAACAAAGAAAACAACAGAAAUAACUGAAGCCAGAAUAAAUAGUCUGAAAAGUGAGCUGAGUCGUCAAAAGAUGCACACCCAAGAGUUACUUUAUCAGCUGGAAAGAGCAAAUGAAAAGGUUAUUGAGAACGAAAAAUUAAUGAGGGAACAUCAAGAAAAAGUCAACAGACUUCAAAGUCGACUAAAUCAGGCAGAAGAGAGGGCAACUACAGCAUCUCAACAGCUCAAUGCAAUAACAGUUCAGAGGAAAAAAGCUGCCUACUUGAUAGAGUAAAAAGAAACGUAAAGUAAUAUGGUCCUUUCAUGGUGUAUAAGUACAGGUUGCCUAAGAAGAGUAACUUUGGAGUCUUAUAAUGUAUCAUGUAAAAUGAUGUAUCUUUUGCAGAUAAUACUACAUUGCUUUGUAAGACAGAAAUAUGUUUUGUCUUAUUCGCAAUAAACAUUAAGCAGACACAUGGGAAAAUGCGUCGUAUACCAUGUUUUCUGUU